Chrysochloris asiatica (Cape golden mole) is the source of this 1074-nucleotide messenger RNA. It is a transcript of the gene ERICH1, whose product is annotated as glutamate-rich 1. NCBI's taxonomy places the organism in Eukaryota, Metazoa, Chordata, Mammalia, Afrosoricida, Chrysochloridae. The transcript is spliced from 6 exons. The record is from RefSeq and is a predicted model, not a curated record. Bases 1 to 1074 code for a protein of 357 amino acids.
AUGGUUAUGCAUUGUGCUACUAGCCAAAAUGUGUUUGUUGAAAAAGUGCUGAAGAAACUUUUCCCUAAUGUUCCAAGUGGCCAAAAAACGACUGCACCAGUGACUCUGGCCUCAGAAGAGCCACCUGAAAAGGUGACGCCUAAGAAAGCGAAGGUCAACAGAGGUCAGCCUUCAGCAGAUGAUGACACUAAGAUCCAAUCUGAGAGAAUGUAUACAGUAAGUCUGCCUCCUGCAGGAUAUAUUCCAUCUUUGACAGAGUUGAACGUUUGUGUGAAUUCUGAGAACUCCUCUAGCAGUGAUGACACAGAAGGUGAAGAUCCUCACGAUCAACCAAAGAGAAAAAGGAUUAGAAAGCAUAAAUCAAAGAAAAAUUUUAAAAAUUCCAAUAGUGUCCUUGUAGAACAAGCAGAAUCAGAGAACCAGUGGAGUCUUUUACAAGAAAAAUUACAGCCACAGCACACAGAUGGCCCCACAAUAAGCAAAAAUAAAAAAAGGAAACUGAAAAAGAAGCAGCAAAUUAAAAAGAAGAAAGCAGCUGGUUUACUAACAAAAGUUUCUGGCGUCAAUUUCAUGUACCAGCCUGAGGAAAGCAGCAGUGAACAAGAUGAAUUAAGAAAUACUGAUGGAGAAGAUGUUAAAGACUCUAAUAAGGAAGAUGUUGAAGACUCAAACAAGGAAGAUUCUAAAGACACCAAUGAGGAAGAUUUUAAAGACACCAAUGAAGAAGUUACUAAAAGUAUCAAUGAAAAAGCAGAUGGUAUUCUAAACUUCUUAAAGUCAACACAAGAACUAUAUUUUUGUGAUGGUAUCUCUGAAGAUUCCAGUUCAACUGUCUUCAUAGAGACCACUGAAGAGCUAUUUAAACAUCUUGAAUCUCACAGCAUGUCUGCCUCAGAUGUGCUCAUUCUGGAUCACAUGAAAACGUUGUUACUUUUGCAAGAUACUGAAAGAUUGAAGAGUGCUCUGGAAGUGUUCCCAGAACAUUGUAUGAUGCCUCUUGAUCAUGUCAGAGUAAUCUCAACUUUCUUUAACUACUGGAUUACACAUAUUCUUCCUGAAAGAAACAGUGAAUAA